This is a messenger RNA of Drosophila persimilis, 768 nucleotides long. RefSeq names its product probable elongation factor 1-beta (gene eEF1beta). The transcript is spliced from 2 exons. Lineage: Eukaryota; Metazoa; Arthropoda; Insecta; Diptera; Drosophilidae. Gene Ontology annotation, biological process: translational elongation. Bases 43 to 714 code for a protein of 223 amino acids. Gene Ontology annotation, cellular component: cytosol; eukaryotic translation elongation factor 1 complex. The record is from RefSeq and is a predicted model, not a curated record. Gene Ontology annotation, molecular function: guanyl-nucleotide exchange factor activity; translation elongation factor activity.
UGAUUUUUUUAAACGCGAAUUCAGAUUAAGAAAUAAACUAAAAUGGCUUUCGGUGAUGUAAAGACCCCACAGGGACUAAAGGAGUUGAACAACUUCCUGGCCAACAGCAGCUACAUCAGCGGAUACACACCCAGCAAGGCCGAUUUGUCUGUGUUCGAUGCCCUGGGUAAGGCUCCAGCUGGAGACUACGCCCACGUUGCACGUUGGUACCGCCACAUUGCCUCCUUCGAGGCCGGAGAGCGCUCCGCUUGGACAGGCGCUCCCCUGCCUCAGUUGGCUGGUGGCAAACCCACAGUGGCUGCUCCGGCCAAGCCAGCUGCUGACGACGAUGACGAUGUCGAUCUAUUCGGCUCCGACGACGAGGAGGACGACGCUGAGGCCGAGCGCAUCAAGCAGGAGCGUGUUGCUGCCUAUACCGCCAAGAAAUCGAAGAAACCCGCCCUUAUUGCCAAGUCGUCGGUGCUGCUCGAUGUCAAGCCAUGGGAUGAUGAGACCGACAUGAAGGAGAUGGAGAAUAAUGUCCGCACCAUCGAAAUGGACGGUCUGCUGUGGGGCGCAUCCAAAUUGGUGCCAGUCGGCUAUGGCAUCCAAAAGCUGCAGAUCAUGUGCGUCAUUGAGGACGAGAAGGUGUCCAUCGAUCUUCUGCAGGAGAAGAUUGAGGAGUUCGAGGACUUUGUGCAGUCCGUCGAUAUUGCUGCCUUCAACAAGAUCUAAACUGAGAUUCUUACUAUUUUGAAUAAAUCCAAGCAAAGGCGAAGCAACUACAAA